AUAUUACUGCUAAAAUAAACGCAGUACCCCAAACCCCCUCGGUCUCAGCCAUAUGAUCACUUGUAUUAUCUCCAGCAAACCUGGCUAGCUGAUAGGAAUCAGUGAUCUCACUCCCUUAUAGAACAACGCUAGAAAAACGAUACAGUUUUGUAUAGUGCAUAGCUGCAUGGUUCUGUCACACAUCUCUCCCUAUGGAAAACUGCUCCUUAUGCCAGCUACACCACCACUAUGUAACAUUUAGUUCUAUCCUAAACUGCUGUUUCUCCCUCCACAGCUUUUUCUUCUACCGCUGCUCUGUCUCCCAUCAGAUAAAUGGAAGUGGAAUAUGACAAGUGUUUACACAAUCAGCACAAAUCAGACCAUUUCCGUAUUGAGGACUUCCUCAACCCCUAGAGUCACUCGGCAAAGACCUCACUCCUGUAACUCCACCAGCCAGCUUGCUCAGGAUCAAGAAAAUGCUUUUUCUCAUGAUUCUGCUGUUUGCCUACCUUCAAAUGUCUCAGCAGAUUCAGAAAACUAUGGUAAACAGCAAAGAGAUGCUGUCCAAUCCCAGGCUCAAACCUGUUCAGGGGACUUUGAAUGUAGUGAUGAACCAGAACGUGACCCUCUCCUGCAACUCAGAUUCUGGAUCUCCACCUGUCAGAUAUACAUUGUUUAAACAUAAUCAGAAGGUAUCCACCUUAAAUAGGCCAGACCUGACCCCCAGUUUGUUUAACUUGACUAUCAACUCUGCCAGUGAUCUGGGUGAAUACAAAUGCAAAGCUGAGAACAACAACACCAGUGGCGGAAAAUACAGCAACAGUCUCAGCUUCACCCUUCUAGAGCCCAUUUCCAAACCAGUGCUGAGUUCACCCACCUCUCAAGCAAAGAAAGGCCAGAAUGUGACCCUGUCUUGUCUCUCGGAGAAUGGCUCUCUUCCUAUCACGUACAUAUUCUUCAAAGGAAUACAAAGCAUCUCUUCCCAGGUGAUGAUGCAGAAGGAAGCAGCUGAGAUUGUUCUAUUCAUCAAUUCCUCUAGUGACUUUGGAACCUAUAAAUGCAGAGCUGAAAAUGGUUUUCGCAGAAAUGCAAAAUACAGCAACGCUUUCAACUUCACGUUAGCAGAAGAGAGAAGACUUUCUCAGCCCCUGAUAAUUUCUCUUGGGCUGAUCCUGCUACUAUUCGCAAUAGGACUUGCUUUGGCAAUUCCGUUUUUCGUAAUUCCUUCAUAUAAAGCAAAAAAAUUUAAGUGUACUAGACCCUCAACUGGCUUUACUUCAACACCAAAUGUAGAAGAGCCUGAAGACGAGGUCAUAUACUCAGAAAUUGUGCCUGUUAAACCAGAAGAAGAAUACGUCAACUUUUCUGUUUUAAGAAGAGAAGAUGAAAAAGACAAGAGGGUGUGUGCCACCGUCUACUCAAGUGUGUUGAGCAGAGACUGAGUAUAAGGUAAGAUCUCUUUUGUGAUUAACUUAAUUGU
Messenger RNA from Neopsephotus bourkii (Bourke's parrot), 1459 nucleotides. It is a transcript of the gene MILR1, whose product is annotated as mast cell immunoglobulin like receptor 1. The record is from RefSeq and is a predicted model, not a curated record. Bases 456 to 1421 code for a protein of 321 amino acids. Gene Ontology annotation, biological process: cell surface receptor signaling pathway. Lineage: Eukaryota; Metazoa; Chordata; Aves; Psittaciformes; Psittacidae. Gene Ontology annotation, molecular function: transmembrane signaling receptor activity. The transcript is spliced from 8 exons.